CCUCUCCCUACCCGCCCACCUCUAGUCUUGCCUUUAAAAAUGUCUCGCUCCCUGCCCCUGGAUGCCAUUUCCAUUGCCAUUGCCACCUCGUCUUCACACUCCCAGCAGGACCUCAUCAGCUUCCUCGCUCGAUCACAUUUCGCUUGCGCAGCAGCAGCAGAAGCAGCUAGCCAUGGUCAGGAAGCUCGCGCUCGCCUCCCUCUUCUUCAACGCCAGCGAGGGAAGCCAGUGCCUUUCCUCCUCGGCGUCCAUGUCCGCCGCCUCCUUCAGCACGGCGGCGUCGUGGCAGUGGCCGUCUUGCACGCAGGCGAGGACGCGCUCCUUCCGGGGCGACAACAGACCGGAGAUCGUGUCCAUGCGCCACGACGACACCAGCAGCAAGCGAGAGGAGCAGCAGGAGGGAGGGUACCAGUGCAGCUACAAGACGAGCAUGAACCCGGCCUACGUCCACGACUACUCAUCGGCCGGCGCCGCCGAUUGCUACUCCUCCAGCGGGCUCUCCGACUCCUCCGCGACCCAGAGCCUCUACCUCUCCACGGCGCCAGCAGAGCCCGCCGUGGCCGUCGCCGCAGACGAGGACGAGGCGAUCAUCCACGGACUCCGCUCCUCCACCACCCGCCGGCUCCUGUUCGAGCCCGAGUCCACGAGCUCCAUCGUGAAGACGAAAAAGGCGUCUGCGGCGGCGUUCGACGGCGCCACGGCGCUGGCCAUCGAGUCCGCUGACCCGUACGGCGACUUCCGGCGGUCCAUGGAGGAGAUGGUGCUGAGCCACGGCGCCGACGACUGGGGUUGGCUCGAGGAGAUGCUCGGGUGGUACCUCAGGGCGAACGGCAAGAAUACGCACGGUCUCAUCGUCGGCGCCUUCGUCGACCUGCUCGUCGCGCUCGCCUCCUCUGCUUCUGCUCCCUCCCCCGCCUGCUGCUCCUCUGGCUUGAAGCAGAGCCGGCAUCUUCAGGCUGCCAAGAUAGGCCGCGAACGCCACCGAACGCAAGCAGAGUAGGCGAAGGCGAGUGCUCAUCAGUCAUCAUCAUCAUCAUCAGGGCUAAUGCCGAUGUGUUGUGUGCAACUGAUUUGAUUUCGUUUGAUUCGUGACAUGACAAACAUCGAAUGGUGCUUGUUAAUUGAUAUCCAUCUUGCGAGCUUGAUGCAGAUGUAGCCGUUGACUGUUGUGUAAUAUAACUGUAUAUUCUUGUUAGGUCUCCAGACAGAGCUUAUUAGCUUCAGUGGUUGUUCGGUACUGAAUGGUUUGCGUAGUGAGUUAGCUUGGGCUUGGCGACACCUCAUUUCAGUUUUCAAACUUG
Sorghum bicolor (sorghum) is the source of this 1301-nucleotide messenger RNA. Its product is annotated as transcription repressor OFP13. The record is from RefSeq and is a predicted model, not a curated record. The coding region runs from base 62 to 1000 and encodes 312 amino acids. Lineage: Eukaryota; Viridiplantae; Streptophyta; Magnoliopsida; Poales; Poaceae. The transcript has a single exon. Gene Ontology annotation, biological process: negative regulation of DNA-templated transcription.